Messenger RNA from Manihot esculenta (cassava), 1380 nucleotides. RefSeq names its product OVARIAN TUMOR DOMAIN-containing deubiquitinating enzyme 1. Gene Ontology annotation, biological process: protein K48-linked deubiquitination. The transcript is spliced from 10 exons. NCBI's taxonomy places the organism in Eukaryota, Viridiplantae, Streptophyta, Magnoliopsida, Malpighiales, Euphorbiaceae. Gene Ontology annotation, molecular function: ubiquitin binding; cysteine-type deubiquitinase activity. Bases 155 to 1069 code for a protein of 304 amino acids. The record is from RefSeq and is a predicted model, not a curated record. Gene Ontology annotation, cellular component: nucleus.
GGUAAAGUAGAAAAAUAAAAUUAAAAUACUAAAAAGAGGUGAAAAGGCUGCCCGAUAGAAGGAAAAUUGUGUCCUAUCAAAUCUAAACAAUCGAGACCAGGCAGAGAGUCCCUCACCGUUAUUGAUCUUCACUUCACUUCAGAAAGAGAGAGGGAUGCAGAAUCAGAAUCACAAUCAGAAUCAGAAUCUGGAAGGGCAAUUACCGGAUGAGCAAACAGCUUCUCAAUUUGAAGAUUGGGCAAACUUUGGGGACGAUGAUAUCAUGCAGCAACACUCUGCAAUUCGCUCCGCCGAAGCCGAUAAAAUUCCUUUUCUCGGUGAAAAGGAACCUAUUUCUGCAUUAGCCGCUGAAUAUGAAUCUGGAAGCCCUAUUUUGAUCGAGAAGAUAAAGGUCCUCGCCGAGCAGUAUGUUGCUAUUAGGCGAACUCGCGGAGAUGGCAACUGUUUCUUUCGAAGCUUUAUGUUUUCAUACCUUGAGCAUAUUUUAGAGACACAAGACCGGGCAGAAGUUGAUCAAAUCAAAAGAAAGGUGGAAGAAUGUAGGAAAACGCUUCAGAGUUUGGGAUAUGCUGACUUUACAUUUGAGGAUUUUUUUGCGCUAUUCCUGGAGCAGUUGGACUGUGUCCUUCAGGGAAAUGAAUCUUCAAUCAGUCACGAUGAGCUCUUAAAUAGGAGUCGGGAUCAAUCAAUAUCAGACUACGUUGUCAUGUUUUUCAGAUUCGUUACCUCUGGGGAAAUACGGAAACGCUCCGAGUUUUUUGAACCAUUUAUAUUGGGGUUAAUGAAUGCAACAGUAGAACAGUUUUGCAAGUCAUCUGUGGAACCCAUGGGUGAAGAGAGUGACCAUGUGCACAUUACUGCCCUAUCAGAUGCCUUGGGUGUGCCUAUUCGCAUUGUAUACCUAGAUCGCAGUUCUUGUGAUACAGGCGGUGUUAGUGUAAAUCAUCACGAUUUCAUUCCUGCGGCUGAUGAUCUCCCAAAUUCUACUAGUGGUGAUUCCGUGACCAAGAAUCCCUUCAUUACUUUGCUUUAUCGUCCAGGUCACUAUGAUAUUCUAUAUGCAAAGUGACUUCUUGCUUACUCUGAUUGUUAAUUGAUUCCUGGCAAAUUGUGGAGCAUGAAGGUAAAAAGGGAGUCAUGACAGUAACCCUAGUGUUGUUAAGGCAAAGGCCUAAGCUCAUUUGCUUUAUGAUCUGUAGCUUCUGAAAAAUAUUCAAAUACUUCUGAACCCUUAGAGUGGGGACAGAAAUGCAAGGUUGCUAGAAAUGCCGGGGACAAUCAAUUUCACUUCAUGGAUUAAGCAUGUCCUCACCUGGUAUUUAAUUAUGACUGUGAAAUUGUUUUGCUAAAUGGGGAAAAUUUUAUGUUUUCAUGGAUUAA